AUGUGCUCACUGGGAGCCCUGCAGGCACGGCAGACUCUGGAGGUGGAGGGCGCGCCGCUGCUGCCCGUGCAGCGCCCGCGGCCCGAGCGGGCGCAGCUGGCCAAGCGGCAGGCACCGCAGGGCGGGCACGAGGGCGAGGAUGUGGACUGGCUAACCACGUCCCUGCUCUUCCUCUUCCCCGCGAUCGGCGGCCUGCUGUUUGGGUACGACAUCGGGGCCACCAGCGGCGCGCUGGUGUCCAUGACCAGCCAGCAGUACAGCGGUACAGACUGGUACAGCCUGUCCGCCUUCCAGUCGGGACUGGUGGUCAGCCUGUCGCUGGCGGGCGCUCUGCUCGGCUCAGGCGCGGCGCUGCUGUAUGGCGAUAAGCUAGGGCGGCGCAGGGAGCUGCUGGGAGCGUCGGCGCUGUACGGCGCUGCCUCGCUGGUGGUGGCCCUGGCGCCGGGCUUGCCCACAGUGAUGGCGGGGCGGCUGCUGUAUGGGGUGGGCAUCGGCUUUGCCAUGCACGCAGCACCCGCCUACAUAGCAGAGACGAGCCCGGCCCGAGUGAGGGGCCUGCUGAUCAGCCUCAAGGAAGCUUUCAUCGUGGGCGGCAUCCUGGCGGGCUACGCAGCCUCCUUUGUGUUUGUGGAGCAGCUCGGCGGAUGGCGCUGGAUGUAUGGACUGGCGGCCGCGCCUGCUGUGGUGCUGGCAGCAGGCAUGCUGUGGCUGCCAGAGUCGCCCCGCUGGCUGCUGCUGUCCGGGGCGGGCCCCGCGGCGGCAUCCGCGGCGCUGCGCAAGGCCAAGGGCCGCACGGCCAACGAGGCGGUGGUGCAGGUGGGGAGGCGGUGGUGUGUGUGUGAAGGGGGGGGCUCACAAGGGCUUUGCUCGAACUUUGCGGAGCUGCUGCGGCCGCGGUACCGCCGCCCGCUCGCCAUCGGCAUGUCCCUCAUGCUCUUCCAGCAGAUCACCGGCCAGCCCAGCGUGCUCUACUACGCAGCCAAGAUCUUCCAGGCGGCCGGGUUUGCUGGCGCGGAGGAGGCCACGGGCGUGUCCCUGGUGCUGGGCUUCUUCAAGCUCAUCAUGACAGGCAUAGCGGUGGCAACGGUGGACAGCUGGGGGCGGCGCCCGCUGCUGCUGUACGGCGUGAGCGGCAUCGUGCUGAGCCUGCUGGCCCUGGGCACAGCACAGGUAGCGCGGGACAUGGUGGCGUGGACCAACCUGGUGGCGCUGCUGCUCUAUGUGGGCUGCUACCAGCUGUCCUUUGGGCCCAUCUCCUGGCUCCUCUGCGGAGAGGUCUUUCCGCUGAAAGUCAGGGGGCAGGCCAUAGCGCUGGCCACCCUCACCAACUUUGGCUCCAACUUCCUUGUGUCGCUGGCACUGCCCACCAUCACAGAAUCGUUUGGGCCGGCAGCCACCUACUUCACGUUUGCCGCCAUCGGCGUGGGAGCGGUGGUCACCAUUCACGCCAUCGUGCCUGAGACCAAGGGGAAGACUCUGGAGGAGAUUGAGGCCCUGUGGCAGAAGUAG
Chlorella variabilis is the source of this 1509-nucleotide messenger RNA. RefSeq lists its product as hypothetical. Gene Ontology annotation, biological process: transmembrane transport. The record is from RefSeq and is a predicted model, not a curated record. Gene Ontology annotation, molecular function: transmembrane transporter activity. Gene Ontology annotation, cellular component: membrane. Bases 1 to 1509 code for a protein of 502 amino acids. The transcript has 13 exons. Lineage: Eukaryota; Viridiplantae; Chlorophyta; Trebouxiophyceae; Chlorellales; Chlorellaceae.